CAACACUACUUCAGAAGCGCGAAGCAUGUAAAAGUUGGAAUAGAUCAUAUGAAAAACCAAAAAAAAAACGUACACAGGAUAUAUGUAUCAGUGAAACCUUGGGCAUCACGUUACGUCUUCAAGAAUCAAGUCACACGAUAUGGAAAAAUAUGAUUACGAUACGCUAAUAACUGUAAUUGAUUGUAAUUAAUGUGUAGAGAUUUUCUCUGUAGUACAUAAGGGAUGAUUAUGCAUUCCACAUUAAUAUAGAGAAACAUUCUUUCGAUCGUGUCUCCUCUUUAUGGUAUCAAAGCACGAAAUUUGAUUUCUUUCCUUUGCUAAGAAACCAAACGAACCCGACCGAUGACGAACAACGAAGGUAUUAUUCCUCCGAUGAACCCGAACCCGACCACGACAGCUGCGACAACAACGACCACGACGGAGGUGCGACGAACCAUCUCUCCUUACGACUUGACGGCGGCCGAUAAUCCAGGGGCUGUAAUCUCACAUCCAUUGCUCACAGGUGCAAACUACGAUGAGUGGGCUUGUGGGAUGAAGACAGCUCUAUGCUCUCGAAAAAAGUUUGGUUUCCUUAACGGGACCAUUGCACGACCAGCGGAAGGUUCACCAGAUUUGGAGGAUUGGUGGACCAUUCAGGCGCUUCUAGUGUCGUGGAUCAAGAUGUCUAUUGAUCCGACACUCCGUUCUAAUAUCACUCACCGAGAUGUGGCCAAGGAUCUAUGGGAUCAUUUGAACAAGAGGUUCUCUGUCACCAAUGGACCUCGAAUUCAGCAAAUCAAGGCUGAUAUUGCAUGCUGCAAACAGAGAGGUCUCCCGAUUGAGACUUACUUUGGGAAGCUGACUCGCAUUUGGGAUAGUAUGGCUAGCUAUCGUCCAUUAAGGCUGUGCAAAUGUGGGAAAUGCGAGUGUGAUCUUGGAACUCUUCGAGAAGAGGAUAAAGUCCACCAAUUCUUGUUUGGACUUGAUGACACGUUGUAUCGGACCGUGAGAUCAAGCUUAGUCUUGCGAGUUCCCAUUCAACCAAUGGAGGAAGUUUACAACAUUGUUCGUCAGGAAGAAGACUUGGUGAAAAACGGCACUACAAACAUGGAAGAAUCUAGUGGUGCGACUGCAUUUGCGAUUCAAACAACACCACCUUACCGAAGAGAAAAAAAAGACAAGCCGGUGGUGUGCAAACAUUGUAACCGUGUUGGCCAUUCCAGUGAUAGUUGUUACGGUGUUAUCGGUUAUCCAAAGUGGUGGGGAGAGAGACCGAGAUCUCGCACUUCAACAGGACGUGGUCGAGGCUGUGGUGUAUCCAAUGGAGGCGCUGGACGUGGACGUGGAGUCUCAUUUGCUAAUGCGGUUCACGUUGCGGCACCUUCAAACUCCGCGAGUGCCCACUAUGUUGUGACGGACAAUGAUCGUGAUGCUGUGAAGGUGAGCGACUCUCAGUGGCGAGCAAUUAAGAGUCUUCUCAAUGCUGGUGUUCUCAACGAACUGAAGAAGUUAAGCGGUAUGUCUUCUAUUCCUUUUUGGAUCAUGGAUACAGGUGCUUCUCAUCAUUUAACUGGGAGAUUAGAUCUGUUAACGGAUGUUAAAGACAUGUUGCCUGUGGGAAUUAUAUUAGCUGAUGGUAGAGAACGAGUAUCUAUCAAAGAAGGGUCUAUACGACUUGGGCCGAAUCUGAUCUUGCGAUCUGUUUACUAUGUUAAAGGGUUUCAAUCUGAUUUGAUCUCUCUUGCUCAGUUAAUGGAUGAGAAUCGGUGUGUAGUACAGUUGGCUGAUCAUUUCCUUGUUGUUUAGGAUCGUACUACGAGGACGGUGACGGGAGUUGGUAGACGUAUGGGAGGGACCUUCCACUUUAGGAGUAUGGAGUUUGCUGCAUCGGUAGUGAUUAGAGAUGAGAAGUCUUUUGAGCUUUGGCACAAUAGGAUGGGUCAUCCUGCAGCUAAAGUAGUUGGUCUACUUCCUGUAGUUUCUAAUGUCAUUCCUUCUGCAA
Molecule: messenger RNA, 1981 nt
Organism: Camelina sativa (false flax)
Lineage: Eukaryota; Viridiplantae; Streptophyta; Magnoliopsida; Brassicales; Brassicaceae
Source: RefSeq, a predicted model, not a curated record